CCAUUUUUCUUACGAUUGAGCUUUUAAUGGAGGUUUUCCCUUCGGCCGGAUAUUCGAUAUUUCCUAACAUUUCAAAACAUAUUCCUCUUGAUGACAUGUUCAUAUGGCAAGCAGGCACCAACUUAACAGCCAUUGUUGUUUGUAGAAUUGAUUGGGUUUUGGGGCAAGGUCUACGAGGCUAAACCAUAUAUCCGCCCUCCCAGACCACUCCCACAACGCAUGACCUCCUUUCAACCUCCUCUUCUCAGACUUUCUAUAGUCCAAAUCCCCAAACCUCAAACCAUUUCUCGCCAUCUCUGCAACUAUCUCGCCACAACCACCCACUCUGUUGAUGCCCAACUCAAUUUUCAGUCCACAGCCCACCCACCUUCUCCGGAUCCAAUCCGAGACACAGCACAAACCAUUGCAUCCCAUUUGUCAAAAUGUGCCAACUUGAUAGAAUUGAAUCAACUGCUCGCCCAUAUAAUCCGAACCCACUUCCUAGAAUUGUACCCUGCCCCAUUUCAGUGGAACAACAUUAUCAGAUCCUACACUAGGCUUGAGGCUCAUCACUAUGCGCUAAGCAUUUAUAUUGCCAUGUCUCGAGCCGGUGUGUCGCCGGACUCUUACACAAUUCCUAUAGUUUUAAAGGCCGUGUGUCAAGCUUUUGCAACUGGAUUUGGCAGGCAGGUUCAUUCUGUUGCUAUCCGGCAUGGUCUUGAAUUGAAUGAGUAUUGUGAGAGUGGGUUCAUAAGCGUGUACUCCAAAGCGGGUGAAUUCGAAAAUGCGCACAAGGUGUUUGAACAAAAUCGUUUUAGGAAGUUGGGUUCUUGGAAUGCUAUCAUCGGAGGCCUUUCCCAAGGCGGGCGUGCUAAGGAAGCUGUGACCAUGUUCAUGGAGAUGAGGAAAUGUGGGUUCGAACCCGAUGAAGUGACUAUGGUGAGUGUGACAUCGGCUUGUGGAAGCUUAGGGCACUUGGACCUGGCACUUCAAUUGCAUAAAUGCGUCUACCAAGCUAAAACAUCGGAGAGGUCGGAUACUUUGACGUUGAAUUCGCUUGUAGACAUGUAUGGAAAAUGCGGACGGAUGGACUUAGCUUACAGGGUAUUUUCGAGGAUGGAUGAGCCAAAUGUGUCGUCGUGGACAUCCAUGAUCGUGGGCUAUGCGAUGCACGGGCAGUUGUAUGAUGCCCUGGAAUGCUUCAGGUGCAUGAGAGAAGCAGGAGUGAGGCCUAACCAUGUGACGUUUAUUGGGGUGCUGAGCGCAUGUGUGCAUGGCGGGGCAGUGCAAGAGGGAAAGUACUACUUCGACAUGAUGACGACCGCUUACGGGCUAGUGCCCAGGAUGCAGCACUAUGGGUGCAUGGUAGAUCUGCUCGGACGGGCGGGGCUGCUGGAGGAGGCAAGAGAGAUGGUGGAGAGGAUGCCGGUGAAGGCGAAUGUAAUAGUUUGGGGGUGUUUGAUGGGGGCCUGUGAGAAGUACGGGAAUGUGAAGAUGGGGGAGUGGGUGGCCGAGCAUUUGCUAGAGCUGGAGCCCUGGAAUGAUGGGGUGUUUGUGGUUUUAUCUAAUAUUUAUGCCAGCAGAGGUUUGUGGAGAGAGGUUGAGAGGGUAAGAGGGGUUAUGAAGGAGAGAAAACUUGACAAGGUUCCUGCUUAUAGCUUGGCAACGAAUGCAGACUAGAACCCAAUAAACUUGAUCUGUUUGAAUCGUCUGAUUUUUAUUUUUUAAAUGAAUUUGAAUUCUUCCGUGGCACCUUUGAAUUGUGUUUCAAUUUAUCUCAUCCAAAAUUGAG
Messenger RNA from Vitis riparia (riverbank grape), 1771 nucleotides. Its product is annotated as pentatricopeptide repeat-containing protein At1g77170, mitochondrial. Bases 220 to 1659 code for a protein of 479 amino acids. The transcript has a single exon. Gene Ontology annotation, biological process: RNA modification. The record is from RefSeq and is a predicted model, not a curated record. NCBI's taxonomy places the organism in Eukaryota, Viridiplantae, Streptophyta, Magnoliopsida, Vitales, Vitaceae. Gene Ontology annotation, molecular function: protein binding; RNA binding.